AUGGAGAUCAAAGACCUGAUUAUUGACGACCGGCAGCGGGGAUUCUUCAAGGUCCACCGCUCGUCCAUGACCUCCACCGAUUUGUUCCAGAGGGAACAGGAAUACAUCUUCAACCAGUGCUGGAUCUACCUAGGCCACGAGUCGGAAGUCGAGAACCCCGGGGACUUCCGGCGCCGCACAGUAGUAGGCCGCCCGCUGUUCUUCGCCCGUGGCAGGGAUGGCCAGGUGCGGGUUUUCCUCAAUUCCUGCACCCACCGCGGGGCUUUAAUCUGCCGCCGCGAUCAGGGGAAUGCCGAAGUCCUGCAGUGCUUCUACCACGCCUGGUCCUUCAACACCAACGGGGAUCUGAUCGGCGUUCCCGGCGAGGAGGCCUACGGCCCUUACUUCGACCGGAGCGAUCUGGGCCUGAAGGAACCUCCUAGGGUCGAAAGCUACCGGGGCUUUGUCUUCGUGAGUUUCAACCCCUAUGUCGAAGACCUGGUAAGUUACUUGGCGGGCGCCAGGGACUACCUUGACCUGAUCGUGGACCAGGCCGAGGAGGGGAUGCGGGUAGUCCCAGGCUCCAACAAGUACACCAUGAAGGCCAACUGGAAGCUCUUGGUGGAAAACAGCCUCGAUGGCUAUCACCUGAUCCCGACGCACCAGACCUAUCUCGAUUACAUCUCCAGUCUCGGGACCGACGACAGCGGGGAAACCAUGGCAUCCCGCCUCCCCGGCGCAGCCAAGGCCUUGGGCAAUGGCCAUUGCGUGAUCGAAUCCGCGGUUCGGAAUGGCCGUCCCAUCGCCCAUUGGCACCCGCUGUACGGCGAGGACGCCAGGGAGCCGAUGGCCCGGGUCCGCGAGCGGCUCGUGGAGAAAUACGGGGAAGAGCGCACCUGGCGGAUGGCCGACACUUCCCGUAACCUCAUCAUAUAUCCGAACUUGGUCAUCAACGACAUAAUGGCCAUCACCAUCCGCUACUUCGAACCCCAGGCCCCCGACCACAUGGAUGUCACUGCCUGGCACCUUGUCCCAAGGGAGGAAUCAGAUUCCAUGCUGGCCACUCGAUUGGACAGCUUCCUGACGUUCCUCGGGCCGGGUGGCUUUGCCACCCCCGACGAUGUGGAGGCCCUGGAGUCAUGCCAGGCGGGCUUCCGCGCCACCGAAACCGAGUGGUCCGACAUCUCCCGGGGUAUGCUCAGGCCCUCUCCGCAAUCAACUGAUGAGCUGCAGAUGCGGGGAUUCUGGCGCCAAUGGCACGCGAAUAUGCAGGGCAUGAGCAAGACCGACGUGCAGGACGGUCAGCCCCUGGAAACGGAAGCCGCUCUGGCAACCGACGACUAA
Molecule: messenger RNA, 1323 nt
Organism: Geodia barretti
Lineage: Eukaryota; Metazoa; Porifera; Demospongiae; Tetractinellida; Geodiidae
Source: the annotation of a GenBank genome assembly